ACUCUACUCGUCCUUCUUCAAAAUGGAGGAAGCUUCCAGUAUAUCACUGCAAGAGUAACAUGGUAGAGUGCUAAUCACAGAAAUUUCUAUACAAACCUUAAACCAACUAUUCACUACCGUAACACCAACACAAAAACCCAUGGCUCACCAAAGUUUCUUCCUUGUUUCUCUGUUGGCACUAGCAACCCUGCAUGGUAUGGAUGCUGUCGAUUACGCUGUUACCAACCAGGCUGCAACAACUCCCGGAGGCAUCGUAUUCGACAACCAGCUCGGAGUCGAAUACACUAGGCAACAUAUGGAAUUGGCCUCGGAAUUCAUCUGGAACCUCUUCCAGCAAAACGACCCGCGGGCUGACAAAAAGAACUACAUUUUAAGCGUAAGCCUUGACGUCGUUGAUACCCUGCCACCGCAAACUCCUGCAGUUACAAGCGGCAAUAUGAUUCAAGUCAGCGAUAAGCAUAUCGAAGCUUUUAGCGGUGAUCAACUAAAGCCGGAAUUCAAUGGGGUGCUUUACCACGAGAUGACUCACGUCUGGCAAUGGGACGGGAAUGGGCAGCAAGACAAAACUCUUGGGGGACUGAUUGAAGGGAUUGCAGAUUUCGUAAGGCUGAAGGCUAAUUAUGUUCCAGCUGGGUGGGCACAGCCAGGGCAAGGGGAUAAAUGGUACGACGGUUACUCUGUUACGGCUAGGUUUUUGGACUAUUGUGAAGGUCUUAGGAUUGGGUUUGUAGCGGAGCUUAACAGGAUAAUGAAAGAUGGUUACAGUAUUGAUUUCUUUUUUCAGCUGCUUGACAAGACGGUUGAUCAGUUGUGGAGCGACUACAAGAACCAGACAAGAAAUUAGAAGCCAUAGCUAUAUCUAGCAGCCCUUUAAUUAUUAACGUAAAAAAAUUGAUAUAUAUAUAUAUAUAUAUAUAUAUCCAUUAUCAUAUGAAUGAGCAUCAGUUCUCUUGUCCUUAAUUAGUCAAUAAAUAAAGUAGUUAGGCGCUCUCAAAAAAAAAACUCAAUUGAUUUAAUUAU
Messenger RNA from Theobroma umbraticum, 1020 nucleotides. RefSeq lists its product as uncharacterized. The record is from RefSeq and is a predicted model, not a curated record. NCBI's taxonomy places the organism in Eukaryota, Viridiplantae, Streptophyta, Magnoliopsida, Malvales, Malvaceae.